Messenger RNA from Knipowitschia caucasica, 213 nucleotides. The record is from the annotation of a GenBank genome assembly. NCBI's taxonomy places the organism in Eukaryota, Metazoa, Chordata, Actinopteri, Gobiiformes, Gobiidae.
AUGCUUGUCUUCUCCUCCUUUGUGCGCGGAGGCAUUGGCAGUCACUCACCCGGCAAUGACUGUCACACCAGCGCUAAGAGCCAGCCGCCGACAGGGGCCAACCACAUCAAACAGCCAUGUCGAGGGGCCCCGCUUGUGAACCGUGGCAACAAACACCUCCUGAUCCUCACCUACAGCUCUGCACCAGACGCCUAUACCGCUGAGAUCCACUGA